AUGGCAGCUCCCAGUAGGAAGCAGACUUUAAGGUUUCUCAGCCAGUUAGGAGCGUUUAUUUUGACCCGGUUCGGGUUUUGGAACUGCUUCAGCAUGUUGAUGCUGUUUGCUGAAAGAGCGGACUCAAAAAGGAAGCCAGACAUCCAUGUACCGUACCUGUAUGUGGACAUGGGGGCAGCAGUGCUCUGCGCCAGCUUCAUGUCAUUUGGGGUGAAGAGGAGGUGGUUCGCGAUGGCCGCUGCCAUACAACUGGCCAUCAGCACGUACGCAUCGUAUGUUGGAGAACAAGUGUACUACGGGGACUGGCUUAAGGUUCGCAUGUAUUCCAGAGCGCUGGCCAUUAUUGGAGGCUUUAUGGUUCUGGCCAGCGGGGCGGGGGAGGUGUACAGACAGAAACCUCGCAGCAGAUCCCUGCAGUCUACCGGACAAGUUUUCCUCGGAGUCUACCUCAUCUGCAUGGUGUACUCCCUCCAGCACAGCAAAGAGGACCGGCAGGCCUUUCUGGACCACAUCGUUGGAGGAGAGAUCACGCUGAUGCUGCUGGAGGUGCUGUUUGGGGUGCUGGCUCUUGCCUUCCUUUCCGGCUACUACGUCCGCCUGGCGGCGCAGAUCUUGGCCACCGUGCUGCCUCUGGUGAUCCUGCUCAUUGAUGGCAACCUGGGCUACUGGCACCACACUCGCAAGGUGGAGUUCUGGAACCAGAUGAAGCUGAUCGGACACAACGUGGGCAUCUUCGGCGCUGUGCUGAUCCUAGCUACUGACGGUUGAACCCUUUGGCCUCUCACAGACAACUUUUACAGACCGAGAGGUCGGGUAUGUUGGAUUUACGUCACAGCCUGACUUUGUGCUCAAAGCUGCCGUCGCUCAGUGACCUCUCAGGGUUCAAACUCUCCACGCUGAGACUGUUGGACGUAAGCGGGGACGAUUGCCUUUCCCCACCAGUUGGUAUCUUUGCUUUUGCAAGAAAGAGAAAAAAAAAAACUUUCUUUUUCGCAAUUUAAUAAUUUAUUUAGAUUCAUUUUUACAUUUUUGUCUGUUAUGCUCUGAAACAUGACACUGAGUAUUGAUACUGUCUCUACGGGGGAAAUACCUUUUGCUCGAAAAAAUGUAGUCUUAAAUAGUAUUAUGUUUAACUGUACAUGGGUUAAAUAUUUUGCAAAUAAAGGGAAACUUAAUAUUGAACAUAUGUGGCAUUUUCUAUGAAAUAAAGUGCUACAGUACAUUUGGUAAUAAAAAAUUGUUUUGCCUUUCACUUGUGCAUUCAUGUGAAUUCAUUAAAAAAACAACUUUUAUAUCUUGUGUAAAUAUUGUUCACACUUUAUAUGAAGUUACCACAUUUAGUUACCUGCUGAUUAUCGUCCAUGUUUGAGUAUUUUAAACAUUAUAAUUGAGUCGCUUCAUUUCUCUGAAUUGUGCAAACUGUAAUUAUACUGCAGUAUUAUUUAUUUAUCUACGACCACCUCAACUUUGCAUUAAAUGAAGUGUUGCACAGGA
Messenger RNA from Cottoperca gobio, 1494 nucleotides. It is a transcript of the gene tmem101, whose product is annotated as transmembrane protein 101. Gene Ontology annotation, biological process: positive regulation of canonical NF-kappaB signal transduction. The transcript is spliced from 4 exons. NCBI's taxonomy places the organism in Eukaryota, Metazoa, Chordata, Actinopteri, Perciformes, Bovichtidae. The coding region runs from base 1 to 768 and encodes 255 amino acids. The record is from RefSeq and is a predicted model, not a curated record.